UAGUAGACUUUACAGAUACAUUAGGUGACCCUUAUGGGAACACCGGUGCGGAACAGGUCCAAGUAGGAUGUUGGUAUUCUGUACUAGCAUAUCCACACGUGCUUGCAUCAGUACUGGUCAAUUGGUGGUCCCAAAACCUAAUCCUGGCUGAAUUUAAGUAUCUGCUUUGGGUUUUGGGUACUUGUUUGUUUUUAUCCCUCCUUGUAAGCCUUGAGGCUUGAGAGUUGAUUUGUGCUCUGAUUAAGAUUAUGGGUCCCUAGAUUUUGGCGGUGGAUUUGGGGUGAGGCCAUCUGUUUCUGUGCCGCCUGCAUUCUUUCAUCAUCUCGUUGGCCCGUUUUGAUUUAAUGGCUCAAUACAAGUUGAUCUGGGGACCUCCUUGUUUGACUCUUGUAUCAGCCUUGCUCAGGAUGGGUUAAGAAAAAGGCUUAUUUUUGUAAGCAGUGGGGCUAGGUUGUUUAAACUCUCAGACUCUGUUGCACAGGCCUAAAUCCAUGCUGUGGAUAUCUGAGAGCACUAGAGUUCGUUAUUUUCGCAAUUUAGUUUAAAUUUACGCAUGCAAAAAAUUGACUUGAGUUGCUCCUGUGCAUCACCUUGUACAUAACACACAGUUUUAAAGUAGCUGCUGUUGAAAUAUUAAAGAGCAAAAUAAAGAGACAACAGAAAUCUACUCAAAAUGAUGAGUAUAAAGGACUACAUAUUUUUAAAGACACCAUGGGGAGAAAAAUCUCUGAAUUCCAAUAAAAGACAUAAGGGGGAAAGGAAUUAAUUUUGGAUUUGCUAUUUCUCUAUUUACUUUUGAUAGAGUCACUGUAUUACCCGGACUAUACAGCGCUGUUUUUUUUUUUGCUCGUCUAGCUGGUCCUGCAACUUGUGUUCCAAAACGACUUUAUACAAUGUAAUUUUGUUGAACGAAUAUACUGCAUUUCAACCAAGACCAGUAGAUAGCACUGUUUAAUCUUGUGACUCAAUUGAGAACACUACCGCCGUGUAAAUGCAACUUACUGUGCAUUUUAACUGAAGGCGAAGCGAAAUGUUGCUUUGUUUUCCUUACGCGGGUUUGAUCGCUUGCCUGCAAAAUGAACAAGCGAAUUUUGUGCCACGUCACAGGAAGCGUUUUUGAUAAAUGAUGUAAAUGCAUCAAACACUAUUAUUACGCAUGUGCAUUGACUCUUAUUUAUAUUGAACUAUGAUUUGUGUUUUGUAUGCUGGCGACCGGCACAAUACACAAGUCUCACCAUGCUUGGCUGUUAAUGUUCUUACCAAAGUGAGAUGUUUCUGGAUCAUAUUUAACAAAUACGUUAUAGGAUCAUUCUAUUAUUCUCAUCUCGUCUCAUCAUCAGCCGCUUCUCCGCGGUUGGAUUGCGGUGGCAGCAAGCUACAUAGGGCACUCCAGAUGUCCCUCUCCCCAGCAACCCCCUCCAGGUCCUCCUGGGGGAUUCCAAGGCGUUCCCAGGCCAGAUUGGACAUGUAGUCCCUCCAGCGAGUUCUGGGUCUACCCCGGGGUCUCCUCCCUGUUGGACGUGCCCGGAAAACCUCUAAAGGAAGGCGCCCAGGAGGCAUCCUGAUCAGAUGCCCGAACCACCUCGACUGGCAUCCUAUUAUUCUCUCUUGUAGUCCAUCCAUCCAUUAUCCGAACCGCUUAUCCUGCUCUCGGGGUCACGGGGAUGCUGGAGCCUAUCCCGGUACUGAUUGGGCGGCAGGUGGGGAGACACCCUGGACAGGCUGCCAGGCCAUCACAGGGCCGACAUACGCACACGCACACACAUUCAUACCUAGGGACAAUGUAGUACGGCCGAUUCACCUGACCUACAUGUCUUUGGACUGUGGAAGGAAACCGGAGCCCCCGGAGGAAACCCACGCCAACAUGGGGAGAACACGCAAACUCCACACAUAGGACGACCUGGGGUGACCCCCAAGUUUGGACUACCCCGGGGCUCGAACCCAUGACCUUUUUGCUGUGAGGCGACCAUGCUAACCACUGCACCAUCGUGCCGCCCUGUACUGUAUUACUUUACAAAAAAAAAAAGAAAGAAAUCUGCUCUACAGGAGCCGGCUCACAUCAUUCACCUAUGGGAGCCGGCUCAUAGAGCCGUCUUGUUUGUGACCAACACAUCACGACUAAAAAGUAAGUCAUAAAUUUGUAAGUUCAUCAUAAGAUAUCUUGCGAUCUUAUCUCACGUUCAUGGAUCAGCGACAGAAAGUGCCCUGGCUGUGCUUGGAAGUCCUACCGGACCUGGCGUCGACAGUCAGUUUGGGUGCAUAGCAUCAACCUGAGACCUGAUUAGCUUGUCCUCCAUCUUGACUGAAGAGAUUUCUGUAAAAGGGGUGUGGCUUGUACUUGGUGAUUGGCGUUUGCAAGGCGAAACGUUAGCUCAAGUUGAAAUUUUUAUUCACUCGAGCAAACACCCGUCGCCUAUUUCGCAAUGCUUGUAGUUUCGCCGCGAUUAACUCCGUCCAUUCUCUCCUAUAUCGUUGACUUUUCACACAUUUGCACUGCUCGUGAAUUUUGCUUCGCAUUCAGUUAAAGCACGCCUUUUAUACACCGAAGCGCCUUAUAUAUGUUUUUUCCUCACAACACGUUUUUUUCUGAGUGCAACUUUAUACUCCGGUGCGACUUUUAGUCCGGGAAAUAUGGUACUAUUUUUCCCAUUUUUCAUCUGCAGCCUUUUUGAUUUAUUAGGUCUGAGGUCUAGGGCUGUUGUCAUACACUUGCAUGCAAAUUUAGACGACUCCGUAAUACAUGAUAAAAGCGAUCAGCUUUUGUUUCAUAACAAAGAGGUCCUGGACGUCAUGUCCGUGCAGAGUAAUCUGCACUCCUGAAAAGCCCAACCCUUAAGGCUAGGGCUUUCCCGCCUAUUUCCUAAACUUAGCCACACCUCUGUCCACAUUCUACUGCAUUCUCUGUAUGUGGGGCUUUACUUCCGCAGUCACGGUUGCACUGGAGGUGGUGGAGAGAAGUCUGCUGGAUACAAAGUGAGACACAGGAUCCUCAUUGCCUUCGCUCCCGUCUUCACCAGCCAGUCCUGACAGUUGUUUACAGAUUGGGAAAGAAGAGGCGAUUCAUUCUCUGCAGCCCCGCCACCCUUGUCAACAGCAAGCCAGAGCCAAGGAUGCAGGAGUCUAAAAGAAGAAUGACCAUGGAUUUUUCCCAUCUACACACAUACACGCCGCCACAGUGUGCUCCAGAGAACACCGGCUAUACUUACUCCCUCAGCUCCAGCUACUUGACAGCGGCUCUAGAGUUUGAGAAGGAGCACCAGAUCGCGCCGGUGUUUGAUUCGCCUAGGAUGUCACGGCGUAGCCUGCGUCUGCAGACCGGCGCCGGUCUCUAUGCCAACAACAGCUUGGCAGACUACUCCCAGAACCAUAGUAGCAGCAGCGUCAGCUACUCCAGCAACAGGAGGGAAGCACGGACGGUACGCAGCAGAAAACAGCAGUCCAGUUCCAGCUCUAAAUCUUUGUCCCUCAGCCAGGCCAAUACACCGAGGAAAGCCCUGUCUUUCUCAGCCACAAACACCCCAAUCAGCAGUGACGCCGUUCACCAAAGCAACACUGCCAGCGACGCCUCCCUGCUCACCUCCAUCACUGACCAGACCGGCCUGAGGCAGCGCACCACCACCACUACCACCACUACAACCGUUAAUAGAUAUUGGGGGUCGAGUCAGGAUGCUGAAGUCACAGGGAGAAGUUCCAGCAUGGACCACAGCUCAUCGGGUGUCAAUGGAGACGCCAGCGCCAGUGUGUCAAAAUGCCACUCUACAGUCGUUAAUGGUUACAUCUGUAAAGACUGCUCCAUACACUCUCAUCGGACAGAUGCCCUCACCACGCACUCUUCAUCCUCUUCAUCACUGCAAGCAGCUGAGGCUGCCAGCGGCGCUUUCUCGUUCUCUUCCUCACCAUCCUCAAGCAUAUACUCCCGAGACAAGAGUCGGCGAAACAAGACAGGUGUCCUGAUGUCUAUGUCUAACAGGUGUAUGGGUUACAGCAGAAGAGCCCUGGCCCCCAUAGUGUCGUUAGUCACCCUGCUCUUCAACAGUGUGCUAUGGCUGGGUUCAGGGGCCAAAAGCCCACCAGGAAAAGGUGUCCUGGCAUCCUUCUCAGACUCGAUGAGACGAGCCGUUUCCUCAAGUGUGUCCAACCUGUGGCUGUUAAAGCAGAGCACUCUCCACAGGAUGAUGGGCCACAAAGCCAAAGGUUAUGAAGGAGAAGCUCACUCUAGUUUCUGUGGAAGCAUGAAUGUGAAAGAUCUGGUGACUGGGGACGCAUCACAUCUUGAUCUAAAUGGUUCUCUAUGUGAUGACUGUAAAGGGAAGCAGUAUUCUGAGACACACACCGUCCUCCACGCACAGUCCUCCAGGCCCCGGCGCCUGGCGGGGGCGCUGUGGGGCCUCUUGGCUUACACAGCUUCCUGUCUGCUCCAGCCAGCCUACUGUGUAGCGAGAAAAGCCAAAGCAGUAGGAUCAGGGGCUGGAACGGUGGUCCGGAGGCUGCUCUCGUUGCUGUGGUUGCUCCUCGUGGCUCCAGUGAAGGCCGGCAGGGGAUUACUCUGGUUUCUUGCGAUAGGAUGGUACCAGCUGGUGUCUCUAGUAUCUCUCCUCAAUGUCUUUUUUCUGACACGAUGCCUGCCCAAACUGUGGAAGCUCCUGCUCCUCCUCCUGCCUCUCUUGCUACUCUUGGCUUUAUGGCUUUGGGGUCCGUCCACUGCCGUGCUUCUUGCCUACCUCCCGGCUAUAAACUUGACAGAGUGGCGCGCUGUGUCUCCCCUCCCCCUCUUGUCUAAUCUAGUCCCGGCCUCUGCCCCUGUUCCUGCCUCAGUCCCCACACCAGCGACUAUGCUGGAUCACACCCCUACAACCCCUGUCUCGCCGGCACCGCCGGUCCUCCCCCCCGUGGUUGUCUCCAGCUUAGACUUGGAGCGUCUCGAACGGGUGGAGCGCCAGUUGACCCUGCUGUGGGAGAAGGUCCAGGAAGGUGAUCAGAGGCGGGAGUUGCAUCACAAAGACACACUGGGCCUCUACAACAGCCUGAAAGAGCAGCUUCACACCCAGACAGACAGGGAGAGCCUGGGCAUCUGGGUCUCCUCCCUGCUGGAGCAAAGGCUCAGCCUGCUGCGAGGGGAGCUGGAGCUGGAGAACACAGAAAGGGCAAAAAGUGACGGGGAACACAGGCAGCAGCAGCAGAGUCAGGCAGCACGACUGGCUGAGGUGGAAAAGCUGCUCACCCUUCUGGUUGCCAAGACUGAGAAAGUGCAACAGAGGCAGCAGCAGUAUGAGGAGAAAGAGGAGAAAGAGAAAGAGGCAGCUUCUCCAUCACCAACUCCACCUCCUGUCAGUGUGGGUGUGAAGCAGGAGGACCACGAUGCUCUGCUGACAGAGGUGCACAGACUUGAGGCAGAGCUGACCAGGAUCAGGCAGGACCUGCAGGGAGUUCUGGGAUGUAAGGGCAAGUGUGAGCAGCUGGACACACUCCAUGAGAUGGUAUCGGCCCAGGUGUCAGCCCAGGUAUCCUCCCAGAUGCGUAAGGAGUUGCAGGUUCUGUUUUUUGGGAGUGGUCAGACUGAAGAGGGCCAGGGAGAGGUGCCUGAGGCCCUGAUCCACUGGCUCUCCCAGCGCUAUGUGAGCGUGCCUGACCUGCAGGCCUUGCUGGCCUCCCUGGAGCUAAGCAUCCUGAGGAAUGUGUCCCUACAGCUGGAGCAGACCAGAGCCCAGACCCUGGUUGAAGCUGAGGCCCAGUCUAAGACCAUCUCCCAGACGGUCACCAAGAGUGUCCAGCAUACUGCCACUGUGGCGGGAAUGACUGAAGAGCAAGUGCAACUGAUUGUCCAGAAUGCACUGAAACUCUACUCUCAGGAUCGAACAGGCCUGGUGGACUAUGCCCUUGAGUCUGGAGGCGGCAGCAUCCUGAGCACCCGCUGCUCAGAGACCUAUGAAACCAAGACAGCCCUCAUGAGUCUGUUCGGCCUUCCCCUGUGGUACUUCUCCCAGUCGCCACGCGUUGUCAUUCAGCCUGAUGUGUACCCAGGUAACUGCUGGGCAUUCAAAGGCUCUCAGGGCUACCUGGUGAUUCGGUUGUCCCUAAGGAUCCUGCCCACAGCCUUUUGUCUGGAGCAUAUUUCCAAGGCCCUGUCCCCAACAGGGAACAUCACCAGUGCCCCACGCAACUUCACUGUCUUUGGUCUUGAUGAUGAGUACCAAGAGGAAGGCAAGCUGUUGGGACAUUACACAUACCAGGAGGAUGGGGACUCACUGCAGACUUUCCCCGUCAUGGAGCAGAAUGACAAGGCCUUUCAGAUCAUUGAAGUGCGGGUGUUGACUAACUGGGGCCAUCCAGAGUACACCUGCCUGUACCGUUUCAGGGUCCAUGGUGAACCACGUCCCCAAUGAACCCACCACUUAAAAGAACCAUGCACCCUCAUAGAGUACAUAUCAUCCUAUCUGUAAAUAGCUGUGGAUAAAUUGAGAGGAAUUGGAAAAAGAAGUGGACAUUUUUAUACACAAGACUUUAUGGGGGGGGGGGGGGGGACAAUUUGUGUGUUUUCAACGGAAUGUGCCCAGAGAGAAUCAAGAAAAGUUGCUUUGUAUGCAGUACUGAAAAGGAUCAUGGAAAAGACUUUUUUUUUUCAGGGAUCAUGAAAGCGUGUUAGGAUGUUGGAAGAAGCGAAAUGUCCCAAUCCCUCUUCUGAAACUGCCUCUUGCACUGAAUCCGUUCUCCAGGCCCCAGGGGACAUGGCAGAUUUUUUUUUGUGAUUUUUUUGAUAUACUUUUAUUAAUCCCCGUGAGGAAAUUCUCCGCGUUUAACCCAUCCUAGCUGUGUAGCUAGGAGCAGUGGGCAGCCGCCGAGCAGCACCCGGGGAAAAGAGAAACCCUUCCCUGCUUUCAGCACCCGCUGCUUCUACAAGAGCUCAGAAUAUUGGAGUGGGGGACCUCAAACUUGGCUCUUUCAUUUGCCCCCAUCUCUGUGCCCUUAUUCUCACCUGGUUUUGUGUUUUCGAUUGUGAGUGUUACAACGUAGACUCUCUGUAUGGGUCUACGGUGGAUUUUUCCAGGAUUAAAGCCACAAUAACUUGCCUCUGCCGCUGCUGUCCAAUAAUGUCUCUCCGUUCAUUGCCCGACCUCUAUAGCAAUUUCACUGCUGCCGUUGCUAAAGGCAGUAUGCUAGAUGACAUCACACUCACAGUGGGCGUAUGAUGGACAAUUAAAAAAUGCUAAUGUUGUUACCUAAACUCUAGGCAGUUCCUACGGCACGGCCUGGCAUCACGCAUCCAUACAGCCGACUCUUAGGCUCUCACGUCUGGAAGUUCCCAUGCAGCAUACGGAUAGGCUUUGAAUGUGUUCCCCAGAGAAGGCUUGGUUCAAGUUAUCCUUGAUCUGCCUGCACCGCUACACUAGAAGUCACCACCCCAAGCUACAUGAAGAUAGAAUAUUAAGAGUCUGGUAGUGUGUGAAUUUAACUACCUGGGCAAAGUGUAAAAAAAAAAAAGUGUAGACAAAGUGGCCUGUCCAGGGGUGUCUCCCACCUGCUGCCCAAUGACUGCUGGGAUAGGCUCCAGCAUCCCCACGACCCGAAUUCAGAAAAGCGGCUUGGAUAAUGGCGGGGUGAACAAAGUGUGUGCAUGGAGAUGGACAAACUCUAAAAGUGAAUCGUAGCAUGAAGCUCGUGUACCUUACUCGGGCUUUUACUCGCAUCAUGGUUUCACAGUAACAUUGGAGGGUGAUCUCUGAAGGUUGUUUCUUGAACAUGGACGUCAUAAUACUAUUCUACCUUGGGAAACAAAGGUAACCAUAACCACCCCUACAAGCAGAAUGAGGGUGAUGCCGAGCAGCUGACAAAAACCCCCAGCUGCCUCCAGCGCAGUUCUAAACGUCCCCCUCAUCAGGGCUCCCUCUAAUCACAUACCCUGAAGGAAUGUAUUCUGUAAAUUUCAUUUUUUAUAGUCCUUUUUAUUAUACCUGCUUUUAUCAGUGUUGCUUUGCAAAAGCAUUUUUGUUGUAAUAUUGCUAUCAUGGUUAUGAUUUGUACUGUUGCUCAUUGUACUGUUUUCCUUUGGAUGGUUGGGUAUGUCACAGGAUGCACUGUUGAAAUUUUGUUUAGGAAUUGUUUGUUGCACAAGUCUAAACAAUUUAUGGUUAAAAAGACAAUAAAACGAAGGUGUAUAGUUACCGGUUCUAUUUUCACAGAUGAGGAGGUGAGAAAUGUUGUGUAAAAAAUAUUUGUUCAUGAUCCUAUUUAUUACCAAGUCAAUAAAGGACUUCAAGAUAGGACUUAGUGCAAUGUAUAUUUUGUCAUAUGCUAUUCAGUGCAUUUUGGAUCCAUCUUGGGACAGUGAGAAAUUUUCCUUUUUGUUUUGUUAUUAGACGAAUUGUUUAUAUUUUUUGUUCCGCUGUCAUAUGAUAGCCUAACAGCUUUGGAAAUGUUCCAAUAAAGACUUAAAUUUUGUGAA
This is a messenger RNA of Lampris incognitus (smalleye Pacific opah), 8440 nucleotides long. It is a transcript of the gene sun1b, whose product is annotated as Sad1 and UNC84 domain containing 1b. Gene Ontology annotation, molecular function: protein-membrane adaptor activity. Gene Ontology annotation, cellular component: meiotic nuclear membrane microtubule tethering complex; nuclear envelope. Gene Ontology annotation, biological process: nuclear envelope organization. The transcript is spliced from 24 exons. Lineage: Eukaryota; Metazoa; Chordata; Actinopteri; Lampriformes; Lampridae. Bases 3111 to 6383 code for a protein of 1090 amino acids. The record is from RefSeq and is a predicted model, not a curated record.